AUGUGUGACGAUUGUAAUACAUUAGGAGGAGAUGGAUGUUCUUCUUUUUGUAGUAUUGAGGAUUCAUUUCAAUGUGAAAGUUAGCAAGGCUCUAUAAGCUUAUGCACAUCUGUCCAAGCACCAUAAUUUAAAUUGGAAAUACUUUCUAAUAAAGAAAAUUCGAUUCAAGUUGUAGAAAUAACUUUCACUUAAUAAGUUAAAUUACAUGAAGAAUUAAUACUUGAAGAUUUUAUGCUUUUUAGUAUUCUUCCUUAAACUCAAUAUGUAUUAACAAUCAAUAGUAUUCAAAAUUUGACUAUUAAUCUUACCUAACCGAUUUUAAAUUAUUUUUAGAUAGAUCAAUUAUUAAAUAAGUUGAGAGGAAGUAAUGUAAAUUUGGUCAAUAGUAAAUUAAAUCAAGAUCCGAGUACUAUUUUAAAUUAACUCUAUAUUUACAAUGCUAAAAGUUGCUAUUUUUCUGUGUUUGCUUCUAUAUUAAGUUAUUUUAUUUGUUGCCUAUUAGUAUCGAAAUUAUUAUAAAAAUUUAUUUUCAAUCUCAAUAAGAAAUAUGAAACAAAUAAGAAAAUUCUAAAAAUGAUUCAUUAAUUUUAACAUAAGAUUCAAAAAAAGUGUUUGAUUUUAAAAAUUGAAUACUUCUCUUUAGGAAUUUUUAAAGUUUAUUAAGCAAUCCUACAUUAGUUUCUGUUCAGUGCAAUAUUGUAAUUUCCAAAUUAUACUUUUGAUUCUUUAUUUGAAAUAUUUAAUAGUAUUAAUGCUAUUAUUGGAUUGUUAUUUAUUAUAAUCGCCACUUUUCCAUUACUUUCAAUUACCUCAUCUAAAAUAAAAAACUAAAGAAAGUGGAAGUACUUUUAUUUUGAAUCUAACUCUUAAUUUUGGGUUUUGUAAUUUAAACCGUUUUAAAUUUUCAGAACCUUAUUUUAUAUAUUAAUUAUUGUAAAAUUAAUUAAUUUUCCAGAAGCAUAAUCUAUAUUACUAUCAACUCAAUCAUUCUUGUUUAUGAUUUACUUAAUCAAGUUUAAGCCCUUAAAAUCUGUAUAUGAAUUGUCAAAAUUAAUAUGCAGAGAAUUAUUAUUAAUGAUUAUAACAGGAACAUUCUUAUGUUAUAGUUUUGAAUUUAGCCCAGAAAAUAAUAUUAUAAUUGGCUGGGUUCAUAUUGGAAUGUUUUGUGCAAUUUUGGCUUCAAAUUUGUUUAUCGACUUGCUAUAAUAAAUUAAGACAAUAUAUGAAGAUUAUUUGAAAAAAAAACAAAAAGAGAAGAUUGAAUAGGAAAAAAAAUAUAUAAGGGUUUUAAGUAAAUUAAGAGGAUUUUAAAUAAUGAUAAAAAUGAGAAUUCAAUAUAAUUUCCCAAAAUUUUAUUACAUUAAAAACUAAUUAUUUAUAUAUUAAAAAAUCAUAAUGUUCCUCUUAUUUAAUUCAAACUAUUUAAUUAGAAUCAAUUAAUGUCUUCUCUCAUAAGUAAACUCUCCUAAGUUUACCUUACAAAAAUUUUAAUGA
Paramecium sonneborni is the source of this 1494-nucleotide messenger RNA. NCBI's taxonomy places the organism in Eukaryota, Ciliophora, Oligohymenophorea, Peniculida, Parameciidae. The record is from the annotation of a GenBank genome assembly.